GAGGAGUGAGAGGACGAGAGAGAGGCUGGUACCGCUGCUGACACGGGGACACGCUGCAGUCGAUGCUCCCCCCGAACAGCUUCCUAUAGAGGAGAGGCCGAGGCACAGCUCAGAGCGGACUCAGUCAGACACACACCGAGGCAGGUUUACACACGGAGGCUGCAGGAUCACUUCAUCCCGGCGAACAGGGGCUGCUCCCUCCUCCACACACCUUCAUGCUGCGGGAUCAAUGCGCGCAGAGACACCGGUGCGUAAAGUUGGUGAUCUGAUCCGCCCCGUCUCCCGCUCCCACUGUCACCGGAGGACCGCUGUGUUGCUGAGGUCCCGGGUCCAGCGUGGAUUUUAGAGCCCGUCAUAGUGUCGUUGUUGGAUGGUAAGGUUUCCAGCGGAGCGCUGCUGGGAGACCCUGGAAGUCUCUCUGUGAACGAGCCACAUGCGUGUGGAUAUGGAUUUGCUUUUACUAUAGCCAAGAUUUGCCGCGGUUUUUUAAAAUAUUCAUUUUUCAUUUUUUGACUGUGUUUUUUGUGUUGGUAUCGGUAGAUUUUUUUUUUGACUCUUCAACGACCGCAGAGGUUUCAGGUCUCAUCGUGUGGAAUUACAACCAUGAACUUUGUUGUCAGUUUGGUACAGAUCCUGUUGGCAGCGGUUCUUCACCUUCCCACUGUAAAGACUGCCAGCAUUAACAAGGGAGUGGAGAAGAGUAAAAAUGAUGUCGUCCUUAUCUCUGAAGUCAUCACCAAGAGCAUGUGUCAGCCCAGGGAGGUGCUGGUGGACAUCUUCCAGGAGUAUCCAGAGGACACGGAGCACCACUACGCGCCGUCCUGCGUGGUCCUCAAGCGCUGCGGAGGCUGCUGCAUGGACGAGGCAACGGAGUGCGUUCCCACAGAAACCCGCAACAUCACGUUGCAGGUGAUGCGGUUUAGACCGAUGGUGACGCAACAUACUAUUUAUUUAAGUUUCACAGAGCAUCAGAAUUGUGACUGCAGGAAGAAGCCAGAAGUUCAAGAACUGAACGAAUACCACUGUGCGCCUUGCUCAGAGAGAAGGAAACGCUUGUUUGUGCAGGACCCUCUCACCUGUAAAUGUUCCUGCAAAUUCACACAAUUAGACUGCAAGUCCAGGCAACUUGAGUUAAACGAAAGAACUUGCAGAUGUGACAAACCGCGGAGAUGAGACCAGCAACACUGUUAUGAAGGAAUUCUUUUUUUGGCACAGCACUUUGAAACCUGAGGAUGCAUUCCCUGCAAGGACAAGAGACGACAAAGCAAGACAGGACACUCUGGAUGCAGAUCUUGCCACUGUCAGUUUUCCGCCUGAUGAUAUUAAUAUAUAUGUACAUAUACUAUAAGUACAUCGACAAUGUGUAUUGCUGCUACGUAAAAAAGACACUAUUUAAAGCAAACGAAUACGCCGCCGGCGUGUGAAUGGGAAACCUCUCAGUGGUGUUCCGCUCAUGAGUGGAACUGAGAGAAGAAAUCUUUUAUUUUAUGUAACACUUCACUGGAUGCUGGUCUGCUGUGGAUAUGAACAUCUUAAAUAUUUCUGAGUAAGAAAAACUGGUGACCACGACUUCAUGGAGCAGUGCAGCAGGAGCCGAAUCCGCCUCUGAAGAGACUGAGGGGGGUGGGGGGGGCAGAGGGAGGACGAGGAGGGGGAGGAGUGCCUGUUGUACUUGAACUGAAUGGCAGGUCCAACGACUGUUUCCUCUGUGACAUGAUGUGAAGUUGUGUCUCCACUGUAAGGACCCACUUCAGCAGGUGUGAGGACACACCUGAAGUGACGGUCUCGUGCUGUGGUGAUGGAUAAUGUGAAGAUGACUCUCUUCCCUCAGGGAGGGGUUACCUGAUGAAGGCUGGACUACAGAUCAGAUGAUGGUGAAGUAAAAAAGGUCUGAUUCAGUGUUUAAACUGGGUUAGAGUUUGGCCUAUCAGGGUCAAAGGUAACGAAGCCCCGCCUCUUCCUGUUCCAGCCUCCUUCAUGUGACCUCUCCCUGGUUGGGUCUCUCUUUGUGCACAGAGUUUAUUAUUUACACUUUGAGGUAUUGUGUUUCUUUCACAACAUGUAUUGAGACCAGGCUGUCUAAAGGGAUAUUACUGUAGUUUCUACGUAGAAGAAGAAACCAGACGAACUGAUCUCAGAGCAGAUCAGCACCUCACUGUAGAAAUCCACAACCUUCCAGUUUCCUUAUUUAUUGGCUUUGUAUGUGUUCCAAAGAAAUCGUCACGUCCACAACAGAGCAGUUCAUCAUAAACCAUCUGUGUAGAUAUCCCUCUGUCUAGUACACUACAUCUAAUUUAUAGAAUAUGUCCAGUAUUCUGUGUUAUAUAUUUAUAUGCAGUGUUAAUUUUUGUUUUCAGUCUGUCUGGAGACUGAAUGGAGAACACGUAUGACUGUGACUGAAAGACAAAGCUUUGACAUUCCUGAUUUAAACGAAAGCUGUGUUUCACACCAGCCGGAGGGGGAUCAUGGUGGGCCUGUUGACCGAUAGUAACCCCAGCCACCAACAUGUGGGAAUGGAGCGCCCAGCACAGGUGUUUCUCAUUCUGGACUGGGGUGGUGGACAUGUGGUUUUGCACUUGUGGACCCGAAGACACGUCAUACUGAGGACUGAAGGAGUCUCAUAGCCACUGAUCAGCUCGGACCUAAACCAAGUGAAGACUGUCCAAUCAGACUGAGGCCUCUGGUCUGAGGGCGGUGACGUGGCACAGUGUUUCACCAAGGCGCUAACAUCGCGUCACAGUGUUAAACUGUGGUUCAGGAGGAUACAGCACAAAUCAAAACCUGUAACUGUUACCACACGAGGAGAAGACCUGACAUAUCAGAAUGAUGAUGAUGAUGAACAGUGUUGAAGAAACAUCAGAAGUUACAAUUAAAAUGCUGAUAUAUAAAUAAGGUCACUAAUACACUGUGUCACCAUAUAUUAUGUCUAUUUAUUAAAUAUUAUAACUGGCUCAGAUCUAAUGUCCUGGAGCUGGGAGCUAAUCAUGUGACACAGAACAGAACAGAUUAGUAAUUAGAACUCUUACAUCGCCUAAGACAACUAGAACAAUCCUGAAGUAACACUAUAAGCUAAACCCUUAAAUACAGUAUAUAUGUGUGUCAGUCAGACAUCAGCAGCAUUUUUCCAGCUAACAGCCGAAGAGGAAGAGAAAACAAGAAGAGCUGAAGCUUCACCCAGUGUAAACAAGUGAGAUUAGUUAAAUUAAUUUGAGGGAAAACAGUAAAAUUAAAACGUCUACACUGAAACACUCCCUGACUGACAGGAGCUCAACCAGUCAGUUACUCUCCUGUGUAUAUAAGACUUUAGACCAGGUCUAUUCACAUUUAUCCCUCCACACAAGGCUGUGAUGUUCUCAAGCUGAGUCAUGCUGAAGGUUCUCAUUAUCAGAUGCAUGUAGCCUGAAGCUGCUGCACAGAAAACGUCCUCUCCUGAAUCCUGUCUGUGUCUCUGUUAGCGCCAGCUGUGCCACAGCUGCUCCUGCGCCGCCACCCUCAGACCAGCGGCCUGAGACCGGCUGCUGGCCGACGCCUCUCCGCUCCUCAUCGUGACUACAUUCUACAUGUAUUUAAAUGACUUUUUCUUGAGCUUGUACAGCAACACAUUUUAGUAUAUUUUCACAUUAAUAUAUUUAUUGGUGCUGUAAGAUGUUUUACAGUAAUAAUAGUCUUUUUUUGUUGUUUUUAGUGUAACUAUUAAAACAUAUUUAUUUUGAAAAUACAAUGUUUUUUUAUUAAAAGUCAACUAGUUUGAAAUCUUAUCAUUUCAGUGUGAAAAUGAUGGUGUCAGAUUGAGAUGA
Seriola dumerili (greater amberjack) is the source of this 3797-nucleotide messenger RNA. It is a transcript of the gene vegfaa, whose product is annotated as vascular endothelial growth factor A-A-like. Gene Ontology annotation, biological process: sprouting angiogenesis; vascular endothelial growth factor receptor signaling pathway; response to hypoxia. Gene Ontology annotation, cellular component: membrane. NCBI's taxonomy places the organism in Eukaryota, Metazoa, Chordata, Actinopteri, Carangiformes, Carangidae. Gene Ontology annotation, molecular function: vascular endothelial growth factor receptor 1 binding; heparin binding; chemoattractant activity. The transcript has 7 exons. Bases 604 to 1173 code for a protein of 189 amino acids. The record is from RefSeq and is a predicted model, not a curated record.